Molecule: messenger RNA, 896 nt
Organism: Brienomyrus brachyistius
Lineage: Eukaryota; Metazoa; Chordata; Actinopteri; Osteoglossiformes; Mormyridae
Product: coiled-coil domain-containing protein 106-like
Exons: 5
Coding region: 381-896 (171 amino acids)
Cellular component (GO): nucleoplasm
Source: RefSeq, a predicted model, not a curated record
AUUGCACCUUCUUUGGAUGUAUAUAUAAACUGGGAUAACUGUAAAGAUAUCCAAGACCCACCAGAGCUUCACGCCAAGGGUUUAGAAGUGGAAUUACAGUAAUAAAAAUCCAAACUAUGUCAUUAGACCACGAGGACGAUGGGGUGGCGCCAACCGCACCAUUAAGCAUAGCUUCGCGCCAAUCAACAAAUUUGAGCAAGAUGGAUGAGAAGAGAAAGGCAACGCGUUGUGGGAGGAAAAUUACCACACAGAGCAAGUACAGCUCAGGUGAAUAUGUUGUAUCUGCACGCAAAAAUGUUUAGACUGAAAGUACAGCUAACUCAUCAAAAAGUGCACCCACUUUGCAGAUUGCUCUUGACAAAGCAAAACUAACAAUAGAGAUGCAAAAGCAGAAGAUUCUUCAUCUUCAGGAAAAAGUUGACUCCCUGACAGAUGACAAAAAUUUUCUCAGAGCAAGAUUGGAGGAUGUGUCCAGUGAUGAAUCUUCUGAUUCCUCGGAAUCUUCAGAUUCAUCAGAUUCCGAACCAAGAACAAAGAAGAAAAAGGAUAAAAAACAAAGAAAUAAGAAAAAAUCCAAGAAACUGAGGGUUGAUUUUAGGAGAGUAAAAAACCCUGAAGACUCCAUCAAACGCUACCACAAAGUGUUACACCUGGUAAAUGGUGGCUUCACUAAAGCUGAAGCGUACAACAAAAUGAAUGUUGACAGAAACACAAUUGUCAUGCAAGCCCCCAUUGCUGAGUUGGCAGUUGCAAAUCCUGAAGAAUACAAAGCAGUGAGAGCCACUUUUAAAAUGGGAGAAAGCAUACACAAAUGUUCUGAUGUCUGUCUUGCAAGGUGCCUGGCUCAGCCUAAUGUAGACGAUAAAAAAAUUGAAAGAGAGCAGUGCCCUUCUUGA